This is a messenger RNA of Manis pentadactyla (Chinese pangolin), 6330 nucleotides long. RefSeq names its product NRDE-2, necessary for RNA interference, domain containing (gene NRDE2). The transcript is spliced from 15 exons. Gene Ontology annotation, molecular function: protein binding. Lineage: Eukaryota; Metazoa; Chordata; Mammalia; Pholidota; Manidae. Bases 76 to 3708 code for a protein of 1210 amino acids. Gene Ontology annotation, cellular component: catalytic step 2 spliceosome. The record is from RefSeq and is a predicted model, not a curated record. Gene Ontology annotation, biological process: RNA processing; negative regulation of RNA catabolic process; regulatory ncRNA-mediated post-transcriptional gene silencing.
CGCGCCGGCAGCGCUACUGGUGUCCGCUCGCCCGCGCCAUUUUUGUCGAGGGGAACGGCGGUUCGGCCUGCGAUCAUGGCGCUGUUCCCGGCCUUUGCAGGCGUUAGUGAGGACCCCGAUAGUGGGAACCCCAGGAGAGAAUUAGACUGGCUGAACAACCCAAGCUUCUCUGUUGGAACAGAAACAUCUCUGAGCCAACAAACUGAAGAGGCUCCAGCCCUUGUCUCUGAAGGGCCACCACUGACAAGGAGUCCUCUGAAAUCAGAGCCUUCAGAUGAAAGUGAUACCAACAAACUGCUCAAACAAGUGAGCAGAAGAAAGAAGAAAGAGAAAAAAAAGAAAAGGAGGCAUCAGCACCACAAGAAAACCAGGCGGAAACGCUCCCAAUCGAGGAGCACCAGCUUGGAGCCAGACAGUGAUUCUGAAAAUGACUCAUCUUCCAGAAGCAUCAGUAGCAGUAAAAAGGAAUCCAAGAAACCAAAUCAAGAAAAUAAUGCUGCUGCUGUUCCUGGGCCUCGCUUUGUUUGGCUGGAGGACAUUCAGGCUGUGGCAGGAGACACCUUCAGAACAGAUAAGAAACCGGAUCCUGCAAACUGGGAAUAUAAGUCUCUCUACCGAGGAGAUAUAGCAAGAUACAAGAGGAAAGGAGACUCCUGCCUUGGAAUUAACCCUAAAAAGCAGUGUAUUUCCUGGGAAGGGGCUUCCACAGAAAAGAAACAUUCACACAAGCACAUCGAACGUUAUUUUACAAAGAAGAAUGUGGGAUUAAUGAGCAUGGACGGGGACGCCGUUAGCAGGAAACCUGAACCUCUGUCCUCGGAGCCAAUCUCCUUUAUCCCAGUGAAGGGCUCAGAUGAUGGGGUUCCUCCUGCUGCAACCUGGUUGAACCCUCUGGGGAUUUAUGAUCAAUCCACCACACAGUGGUUACAAGGCCAGGGUCCUUUGGAGCAAGAAUCCAAGCAGCCAGACUCACAGCCAGACAGAGAGAAUGCACUUCUCAAAGCCAAGGUGGAGGAGUUCAACAGGAGGGUCCGAGAGAAUCCUCGGGAUAUUCAGCUGUGGAUGGCAUUCGUUGCUUUUCAGGACGAGGUCAUGAGAAGUCCUGGGCUGUGUGCCAUCGAGGAAGGAGAGCGGGAGGAGCGGAAGAGGUCCCUGCAGCUCGCCCUGGAGAAGAAGCUGGCCGUCCUGGAGCGGGCCAUCGAAAGCAACCCGAGCAGUGUCGAGCUGAAGCUCGCCAAGCUGAAGCUCUGCACAGAGUUCUGGGAGCCCUCCACGCUCGUCAAGGAGUGGCAGAAGCUGAUAUUUUUACAUCCCAACAAUACAGCCCUUUGGCAGAAAUACCUUUUAUUUUGCCAAAGCCAGUUUAGCACCUUUUCAGUAUCAAAAAUUCAUAAUCUUUAUGGAAAAUGCUUGAGUACUUUGUCUGCUGUUAAGGAUGGCAGCAUCUUAUCUCACCCUGCUUUGCCUGGCACCGAAGAGGCCAUGUUUGCGCUCCUCCUCCAGCAGUGCCACUUCCUGCGGCAGGCUGGUCACUCUGAGAAGGCCGUCUCUCUGUUCCAGGCCAUGGUUGACUUCACCUUCUUCAAGCCUGACAGUGUGGUGGAGCUGCCCACCAAAGGACAGAGCAAGACCUGGGAAGGGGGAGUGUGGUCUUCCCAGCUGCCCUUCCUGAGGUCUGACCUACACUCUGAGUACAGGGCCCCCGUCAGGACGUUCGCCUGGCCCUCUCUGGGCUCUCCUGGACGCGGCCCCUGCCAGGUGGAAUUCUUUGAGCCCUUUUGGGACAGUGGAGAGCCCCGGCCCGGGGAGAAGGGGGCUCGGGGCUGGCGAGCGUGGAUGCACCAGCAGGAGCGCGGUGGCUGGGUGGUCAUCGGUCCAGAUGAUGAUGACGACGAGCCAGAAGGCGACGACCAGGAGGUGAGAGAUAAGACUCUGCCCAGGUGGCAGGUCUGGCUCGCUGCUGAGCGCUCCCGAGACCAGAGGCACUGGCGGCCGUGGCGCCCCGAUAAGACUAAGAAGCAAACCGAGGAAGACUGUGAGGACCCAGAGAGACAGGUGUUGUUUGAUGACAUUGCCCAGUCUCUGAUUCGGCUUUCCAGCCAAGAUCUGCAGUUCCAGCUGAUUGCGGCCUUCCUGCAGUUCCUGGGUGUGCCUUCUGGCCUCAGCUUUCCAGAUUCCUGCCUCUAUCUGGCCAUGGAUGAAAACAGCAUCUUCGAUAACGGACUCUAUGAUGAAAAGCCAUUGACUUCUCUCAAUCUUUCAUUUUCUGGCAUCAGCUGUAUUGGCCGCACGGACCAGUUGGGCUGUCGGCGCUGGGCCAGGGGUCACAGUCGAGAGGGUGAGGAGUUCAUCCGCAAUGUCUUCCACCUUGUGCUGCCUUUGUUCUCAGGCAAGGAGAGGUCUGAGCUCUACUUCUCCUGGUUACGGUACGAGAUCGCAAAGGUCAUUUGGUGUCUACAUACUAAAAACAAGAAGAGAUUAAAGUCACAAGGAAAGAACUGUAAAAAACUAGCUAAGAAUCUUCUCAAAGAGCCAGAAAACCGCAACAACUUUUGCCUGUGGAAGCAGUAUGCGCAUCUGGAGUGGUUGCUUGGCAACACAGAGGAUGCCAGGAAAGUUUUUGAUACAGCGCUCAGCAUGGUGGGGAGCAGAGAACUGAAGGAUCAUGAACUCUGUGAGCUCAGUCUACUGUAUGCUGCACUGGAGGUGGAGCUGUUGCCAGACUUGGGAGGGGCCACCACAGCCCGAGCCGUCCACAUAUUAACCAGACUGACUGAGAGCAGUCCCUGUGGGCCCUACACCGGGCAGGUCUCGGCCGUUCACAUUUUGAAAGCUCGGAAGGUUUAUGAGCACGCAUUGCAGGACUGUUUGGGUGAGAGCUGUGUCUCUGAUACGGCUCCCACCGAUUCUUGGAAGCGCCUGAUAAGCCUAGUUAAAUGCUUUAUGCUUUUCCAGUAUCUGACUGUAGGCAUCAAUGCUGCUGUGCAGAUAUAUGAGCAGGUGUUUGCAAGAAUGAAGGGCUCUGUUUCCCCAGCAGGUGCCAGCCUGGAGGACAGUGCCAACCCCCUGGGUCUGAGCAGUGUUCUCGAGGCCGUCACCUUGAUGCACACGAGCCUGCUCAGGUUCCACAUGAAGGUCAGUGUUUACCCGCUGGCUCCUCUGAGAGAAGCACUCUCUGAGGCUUUAAAGUUAUACCCAGGCAACCAGGUUCUUUGGAGGUCAUACGUACAGAUUCAGAAUAAGUCCCACAAUGCCAGUAAGACCAGAAGAUUCUUUGAUGCAAUCACCAGGUCUGCCAAACCCUUGGAGCCUUGGUUGUUUGCAAUUGAAGCUGAGAAAAUGAGGAAAAGACUGGUGGAAAGUGUCCAGAGGGUAGAUGGUAGAGAGGUACAUGCCACAAUUCCUGAGACUGGCUUGACACACCGGAUCAAAGCCCUGUUUGAAAAUGCGAUGCAGAGUGACAGCGGCAGCCAGUGCCCCUUACUCUGGAGGAUGUAUCUGAAUUUUUUGGUUUCCUUAGGAAAUAAAGAAAGAAGCAAAGGUGUGUUCUACAAAGCACUUCAGAAUUGUCCUUGGGCAAAGGUGCUGUACAUGGAUGCUGUGGACUAUUUCCCUGAUGAGAUGCACGAGAUCCUGGACCUGAUGACCGAGAAGGAGCUCCGGGUGCGCCUGCCGCUGGAGGAACUGGAGCUUCUGCUUGAGGACUAGAGACCAGGAGCAGGGCCGGGGCCAUGCCUCUGAGGCCUCAUCACGGACUGCCACGAGCCAGGAUGGACGAGAGACUGUGACGCACGUGUUUGAGUGUGUGUGCAGCCCUCUGCUUUUGAAGGUUCCCUUGGUAAUUUGUGUCUGGGUUAUCAGUCUCUCACCUCUUGCACAUUUUUUUUGAUGUGCAAAUGACACAAAAGCUAUCAGUCUGCAUAUUAUAUAUGUAAAUGUUUACAUGGACAGAAAACAAUCAUGCCAUGUAGUAACUAAACCCAUCGUGCUUGGUGUGCAAAAUGUCAUCUGUUCUAUUCUUCCUCUGCCCAGCCAGCCCCAGCCGUAUGUACCCCAUUUAACAUCCUUGGGUCCUGCCAAGUCUUCUGGGUCUUGCCAUCACAGUAAGAAAGCUCUUGUUACUCAACACUAGGACCUCCUCCCCUGGGCUGUUUGUUAGUGAGAGAUUUUUGCCCUUCAAAACAGCAGUGGGGAGUCAUUUAAAACUUGGUGUCCCAGCCUGUGUCAAGUAUUCAAAGUUUUUCAUGAUUCUCUAAGCCCUACUCAGAGACGCCUGUCCGUGGACCAGCAGUAUCACCUGGGAGCCUAGUAGACAGAGCACCCCCCAGCCCUGCCAAGACUAAAUCUGCACUCAAACAGGCCCCCCUGGGGACUGUGUUCACACCACAGUGUGGGAGGCACUGCCUGGAGAAGUAAGGGCCCCCGCUGCAGGGAAGCGUGCGGGAGAGCAGCCUCUCAGCACGGAGCCUCUCAGCCCUCCUACCAGACCAGCCCUGUCCGUGCCACGUGCUCCAGGUGCAUGUUGGCACAUCAGCACUGCCUGGUAUGGAGGCCUGACAGGUUGUGCUCUUUUGAUUUCUGAGGGCCAUGAAAGGAAUGAAAUGGAAGUACCCCCACUCAGGCCAUUUAUCGUCACAAAGAGAUUUAGUGCCAUGCAGUCAUUUUCACCACUAAUAACAGUUGGGAGGAAACUGCUUUUUCUUCUUUGAGGCCCUGCUCUAAAAAAAAACCUGCUCUGGCUUUUUAAAAAAUGGUCUAAUUGCUGAAGACAUAUUUCUUUGGCACUUCAUCCAGAAAAGCUUGUGUUGUGGAAUAGAAUUUUGGCUAGAAACCAGACACUCAUUGGGAAAAAGCAGGGAGGGCAACAGAGCUACUGUACUUCCUGGGAUGGCACCUCAGAGCACCCAGGAAGCUGGCCAGCCAACCAGGUGGACGCUGACCUUGAUCUGCCCCGCUCACUGGCUUUAAGACUGUACAUACUGUACAGGAAGGAAAGGGAAGCCAGGAGAUGGAGAGAUGAGGACGCUCUGACACUCCUGAGAGGGAUGAGGCUUCUGAGCCGAGGCCAGGGGCAGCAGGCUGGCUGAGGUCUCCAGCCCUGACCCUCUGAGACUUCUCUUAGGAACCCUCAAUCUCUAGCAACACCAGCACUUCUUUCCCACUCCGAGUGCAAAGAACCCCAUAUUUCACAGACCUUCCAAAAGGGAAACAGCCUUUGUUGCUUAAGACUUUGUGGUCAUGACCCUCUUUUCCCCAUCAGCUGCUGCUGUACGAAUCUACCGCUUGCUCUGGGGGUGGGCAGGGUUGGGGGGCAACAGGCAUUGAUGUCUGCAUUCCUUGUGAUCGCCCAGAACUUCCCAACACCCGGACCUAGCUGCUAGUUAAUGCUGAGCAGCAGGUGUGGAGGCUCCAGAAAUAGGCUGAACAGUUUGAGAAGGAGCAUGCUUUACUGGGAGGAGAGCACCGCGCUGACCCACAGACCAGCGCGGCCCGGCCGGCAUCCUACCAUCAUGCUCAAAGAGGUACACGGAUGUUCUGCUAAAAAAGAUCGACUGGAACGUGGAUUAUGCCAGGCAAUUUCUCUGACCUCAUGUCUCUGAGGGGAGUCAGGAGACUCCCAACCAUUUCCUUAUAGGCAACUGUGGUCCACUAGAGAUAGAGCCCCUCAGGGGUACCUUCUUGUUUUUUAUAAAGAACAUUUUCUUUAGAUUUUUUGAAGUCUUCAUUUGUUACUUUCAUUCUUCGUUCCCUCAAGGCCAUCAGACCAGCUUCUGUGCAGAUUGCCUGUAAGAACAGUAUGUUCAGAAAGUGAAGUAAUUUUUACUUUUUUUCUAACUCAGAGCAAGCUAUUUUGAAAUAAGGUAUAAAACACCCAGACUAAACACCAAUUACUUAAACCACUUGGGAAAAGAUGGGACUUUUUAUAAUGUUUUAAACAUUCUAACUAUUUUCUCAAAGGAUGUGAGGUGAUUUAACCUGGGAGUGAUUAAGAAAGACUGGCCCAGGAAUUGAGGCUCUGGGUUCUGACCAGCUUUGUGGCCUGGCAGGUCACUAAGUUCUCACAGCUCUGCUUUCAUUAAAGGGAGUAGUAUUCCCAGGAAAUAGAUGAAAUUCAGAAAUUUAAGGCAACAGAGACAUCCAUUUCAUUUACUUAUAGGAAACGUACUAUUUUAAGUUUCGGCACAGUAUUUAUUUUCUCGACAAUUACUUGCAAAAGUAAAACAACCUAUGGAACAUGAUGUGAUAAAAACAUUAAAAACUAAUUCUGGUCCUGAAGUUUCUAUCUUGUUAUAGCCCUCAUGAUAAUUAUUUCAAAUGGUUUAGUUAGAA